CCGAGGUCGCAGCGAUUGGACGUAGCGGCCGUCAAGAUGGCGGCCUCCAUGUGGGGCUCGCUGCUGCGGAAGCUUCUGCAGGUGGACCCGGCAUCAGCUGCAGGACAAGUUCGAAGUUACUACGUCGACUGGAAGAUGUUACGAGACGUAAAGAGACGGAAGAUGGCGUUUGACUAUGCGGAUGAGCGGCUGCGUAUCAACUCCCUCCGGAAGAACACCAUCCUGCCCAGAGGCCUGCAGGAGGUGGCUGAUGAAGAGAUCGCGGCCCUGCCCCGCGACAGCUGUCCGGUCCGCAUCAGGAACCGCUGUGUCAUGACCUCCCGGCCACGUGGGGUGAAGCGGCGCUGGCGACUCAGCCGUAUCGUCUUCCGGCACUUGGCGGACCACGGCCUGCUGUCAGGGGUCCAGCGAGCCAUGUGGUGACAGGUGGGGGCCUGAGCCCCCCCCCCAACCCCAGGCUGCGGGGAGGCACGAGCUAGCGAGGCCAAGACUGUUCUGAGAAAGGGACGCCCAGAUUGUCCAGGCUGGGGGUCCAACCGGCGUGAUGCCCGCUCAUUUGAAAUGAAGACAUCGUGAAGUUUCCUUCGUCAGCCAAGGCUGACCGACAGUGAAUCAUCUUUUCUCCUGGAUCCUACAGUUUGGACAGGCUGUGGUUCCCCAUGUAUGCUCUGAAAACGGAAAAUAUUAAAAAGAUAGUUUCUGUGAAAAUGUGGUCUUAUAAGCCCCCCCUUUUUGUUCCCCCUCCAGUUUAAUUUUUUUAGCAGCAUCUAAAAGUGUCUGCAUUCUUUUG
This is a messenger RNA of Sorex fumeus (smoky shrew), 790 nucleotides long. RefSeq names its product 28S ribosomal protein S14, mitochondrial. Lineage: Eukaryota; Metazoa; Chordata; Mammalia; Eulipotyphla; Soricidae. Gene Ontology annotation, biological process: translation. The record is from RefSeq and is a predicted model, not a curated record. Gene Ontology annotation, cellular component: ribosome; mitochondrial small ribosomal subunit. Gene Ontology annotation, molecular function: structural constituent of ribosome. The transcript is spliced from 3 exons. Bases 37 to 423 code for a protein of 128 amino acids.